Messenger RNA from Sycon ciliatum, 3566 nucleotides. RefSeq lists its product as uncharacterized. Gene Ontology annotation, molecular function: NAD binding. NCBI's taxonomy places the organism in Eukaryota, Metazoa, Porifera, Calcarea, Leucosolenida, Sycettidae. The record is from RefSeq and is a predicted model, not a curated record. The transcript is spliced from 19 exons. Bases 236 to 2737 code for a protein of 833 amino acids.
GUCAGUCAAAUGGGCGAGCAGGUAGAGUGCUUUAUGAAGUAUGACUAUGAGUACAAUAUCAAUAUCUACCACCGAUGUCCGACAGGGGCGGCGGUUCGACAAUUAUUUUAUGCUUGAAGAGUGUGUUUGCUUGGGUUUUACCUAGCGAUGGUUUCAUAAUCGCAUCACCAGUGUUGCUGCUGUUGGGAACCAGGAGAACGGAACGGCGCUAUCGUGGGUGUAGUGACUCGUGGAAAUGGAGCCGAUUCCGAAGAAACCCAAAUACGAGAGGAAAAAUUCUUCUCCGAUCGGGUUGGUGAUAGCGGAUGAUGUGACUGGUGCAUGUGAUGCUGCACUGGCCAUAAGCAAGUCGGGUCUGAAUGUCAGCAUUGUACCGGACUACACUAGCUUAGUGCUAACUCAGUCUGUACCGGCACCGGCAGGCUCUGAUGAGGACACACCAUUGCAACAAGCUCAAGUCAUUGUUGUGAGCAGCAACUCGAGAGAGGUCGACAGUCCCGACCUUGACGAUUUCUAUACCACUGUUCGUCGGUUCAUCGAGAACAACAAGGAGAUCCAUGUAUAUCUCAAAGUGGACUCAUCUGUGCGAGGCAAUAUUCCCAAGGAUAUCACGGUGGCUAUGAAGAAUCUUGGACGAAAGCACUGUGUUCUAGCACCAGCCCUGCCAGAGGCUGGCAGGACGACUGUGGGUGGUAUUCACUUGUUGCAUGGGGUGCCCGUCUCAAAGUCGCUGGCUCAAAGCUCAAUGCUAGCCACUGCUAGCAAAGUGCCGGCUGUUCUGGGCGGUGAGGUGCUUCCUGUAGUAAGCAGUCUUGUAGCACUGGUGUGCAGGGAUGGUUACGUAGCAACGGAUGAUGUAAAGCUUGUUAACAUUGACACAGUUCUGGGAGGAAAGGAGGCUGUUGCAUCUUCCCUGUCGCACAUUACAAGCAAUCGCCAAGAGAGCAUCGCCGUUGUUGAUGCUGUAGAGCAAGAACACCUACGUACUCUAGCCCAGGCCGUGGCUAUGCAGCCCCAGAGAAUGCUACUCUGUGGAUCAGCUGGCCUUGCAGCUGAACUUGCCACUGCGUGGAGUGCUGAACGGCAUUGUGACCAGGCUGUGUGCCGGGCACCGCAGCCGGCGCAGGUGCCAACUGGUGGUGAAGUGGUGGUGUUUGUCAUCGGCUCUGAUUCUCCCACCUGCUCAACACAGCUGCACACCCUUCACUCUGCUGUCACAUGCCUGGUGGAGGUGGACUGUGGCCGGGGCACAGCGGGGGGCGUUGAUGCGAAACUUGAAUCUCUACAGAAAGGAGAAUGUCCGACUGCUGUUGUCCUGAGAGCAAGUAUGAAUGAAGGAGCUUCUGAGACGACGAGCAACAUUAUCACCGGACUGUGCACAGUAGCAAAGGAUUUCAUCCUGAGACUUGGUUCGAAACUAGCCGGGUUGGUGGUAUCAGGUGGAUACACUUUGAAAACAUUGCUAUCCAUGCUGCGGAGUGUGCCUACAUCUGCUACUGGUGGAGCGGUGCAACGGUUUGAUGUGGUGGGAGAGAUUAGUUCCUGCACACCUCUACUACGUGCAGUCGGUGGACAGCUGGAUAACCAGCUCAUCGUCACAAAGGGAGGUCGACUAGGUGGUGAUGACGCAUUUCUGCAAGCGUAUCUCAGACUAAAGAAAAAUGAUACACAUGUUUCCCAGGCACCUAUGGACACAUCACAGCGACCUGUAUUGGCUAUUACAAUGGGCGACGUGGCUGGUAUCGGACCAGAGAUUGUGGCCAAAGUGCUGAGUCUGGCUGAAACUUGGCAGCUGUGCCGGCCAAUCGUUGUCGGCAGCAAGCAGGCAUUGGCGGCAGCCAACAAGAUAACUGGCGGUACAAUCGAGCCACUAGAGGUGCAUAGUGCAAGUGACAUCGACUGGACCUCCAUUAGUUCAUUCUUGGUAAUCACAGACAGUGGAUCAGUAACCCAGGGCCGUGUGCCAGUGAUCACCAACGUAGAAUGUGCCUAUGAGCAGAUUGCUCUUGGAAAGGUGUCGCCAUUGGCAGGUCGUUGUGCAGCCGAGUGGGUGAUCAAGGCCGUGCAGCUGUGCGUCAGUGGAGAAGCUGACGCAAUCGUCACUGCACCACUCAACAAAGAGUCCAUGAACAAAGCUGGCUAUGCAUAUGCUGGGCACACGGAGUUGCUGGCCAAACACAGUGGAGCACGCACAUCACGGCUAAUGCUAGCUUCAGAGAAGCUGAAGGUAGUUCAUGCUACCGGUCACUGCAGCCUGGCUGAUGUUCCUAGCAAACUCACUGUAGAGCGACUGUCUGAUACGAUUGUCAUGGCUGGCGAGUUUCUUCACCAGCAGGGCAUGGCAAAGCCGCGCAUAGCAAUCGCUGGCCUCAAUCCACAUGCCGGCGAUGGAGGUCUGUUUGGAGAUGAGGAGCGUACAGUUCUGGCGCCGGCAAUAGCUAAGUGCCGUGCACUCGGCCAUAGCUGGACUGUUAGUGAUCCUAUUCCAUCGGACACUCUCUUCUGUCGCACACUGAAAGGAGAGUUUGACAUUGUGAUAGCUAUGUAUCAUGAUCAGGGCCACAUUCCCGCUAAGCUAACAGAUUUUGGAAGCACAGUGAAUGUGACGCUUGGAUUGCCCAUCAUACGGACCAGUGUUGAUCACGGCACAGCAUUUGACAUCGCAGGCAAGGGUAUAGCAGAUUCAGCAAACCUCCUCCAUGCCAUCCGCCUGGCAGCUAGAAUGGCAAGGAAAUGAUGGUGGUGCGUGUAGCCGGCCGCCUAUGUGAGUAUCAGCCGGGAACGUGUGACACUGCACGGAUACCAGUGACUGAUGGACAAUAAGUCAUACUCACUGACCAGAGUCCUCAUGAUUUCAUUUUCCUACUUUACAUUACUCUCUUUUCUCUCAUUCAAGCGAUUGUUCAGCAAAGACAAUGCUACAUGUAUGGUCACGGCAUUCUGUGGGCUGGUACACUUCAAUCAGUGACAAACAUGCAAGAGAAUACAGUGGGACCUGAAACCUGCGCCCGCUCAAUGUACAGUGUACUAGCCAAAUGUACUAGCCGAAUCAGCUCUCAUUUCAAAGGCGUCCUAUGAUUGAAGAUUGAAGGCUGAUAAUUUGUACCUCCGAGCCAAGGUGCUGCCUAAAGGUGUCCUCGAAUUCUAGGCAUCGGAAUUUCCCAAGUGUCCUUUCUGAGGAUAACAGUUAGGCCCCGCUGUGGUAGUAAUGAUCCACGUACUCCAUGUACGGAUAGUGUGCUGGAUUGUGUAGGUUGUAUGCACAUGCUGGACCACGUCAGCCUCAGGUUAUCUAUUCUCAUCAAUAUCUCAAUAUCAACUCGUGAUGGAAAUGACUGUGAAUCGUACUUUUGUUACCAAGGAUGGUGAUUUGCCAAAAUUGAUGAGUCCAGCACUAGUUCAUAGCUGUUCCCUGGACUCCAAUCUUGUUCACGGUCAUUUUUGAUUGCAGUUUGAUGAUCACAUCUAAGAGUAUCCCAUCCACUGCCGGUGUGGUUUUCAGGCCGUCAUUCUUGAACACGUCUACAUGGUCCAGGAGUGCCAUGAUGCCCCUGCGUCUUGUUCUA